UAUGCUUACCUUUGCAGUAUUUUAUUAAAGUGCACCUUAAGCUCCUGAAAGAAAACAACAAAUGAAAAUCAUUAAUGGAUUUUUUUCUGGCAAACUCCACACAGCUGUUAUCUUGCCAUGCCUACUGGUGAUAACCACUGCCAUCACAAGAAAAUCCGUCCUGAUCUGGAAGGAUUUUUUUAAGAAUUAUGAACAGAGAAUUCUCUGGACAUAAACGUUUCAUAGAAGAGGAUGAAUCAUCAGUUUUAACAGAUUAUCAGGACUUUGAUCCUGCUAAACAUAAUCCGGUAUUCUAUGGGCAGAUGCAUACCAAGGUUCCCACAGAUGCAAAUCUUGAAGAGGGUGUAAAUGUUGCCAUCACACACCCCUCAGUGAUAGGAUACGCAUUUACACAGAAACCAGCAAAGUCGUCAACUCCACCACCUCCCCCUAUACCCAAAAAGGAACUUUGCUCUCCAAGUGAGUAUCUGGAACUGUAUGUAUUCCCUGUCCUGCUACCAGCAAUAGAGCGAAUGCUUGAACAGGCUAAGAAGGAGAAAUGCUUUGAGAGGAAGAGAACAAAAUUUGAUGCUCUGGACUUCUUAACACAGUUUUUGUACAAUAACAAUCCGAAUCAGGCUGAGCGAUCAAAGAGAGACCUUGAAGAUAUUCCAUUUGUUAAGGAAUGGCUCAAAGAUCAUCCUAGACCCCCAUUGCCGCUGUCUCUAAUCUGGACAGAGGAGGAAGCUGCUGUCAAGAUACAGUCCUUCUGGAGAGGCUACAGGGUUCGAAAGGAGCCGGAAAUUCAAGAGUUGCGCCAGUGGCAGGCAGAGUGGCGCGAGGAAAAUGGCGGAAUCCAACGACGCGUCAGUGACUUUUGGGAGAAAAAGGAAAAAGAUGUCGGAGACACCUGACUUAUCUUAAAUCUUUUAAGACAAAAGACAAUAUUUGAAAAGACAUCAGUGUAAAUUUGUGUUUUACCAUGUUUGUUUAAACCGUUUUGACAUGCACAGAUUGAUAAACUACUUGACAUAUAAUUGAAUGGUUACUAAUGUAAUUAAAUCUAAAACGGAAGAAGUACUAUUAAGACUAUUUUACUUUUAUAUAACUUUGCACCUUUAUUGUAUUUUCAGUGAAAAAAUAUCUACAGGGAUUAUUGUAAAAGAUCUGAUUGAAUCAGUUUUCAAUAUGGAUUGUCUUACUUAUAAGUGAAUAUGUACAUGAACAAAAAAUAUUAGUGAAAAGGUUGCAGAGAAUUAAAUUAUAUAUAUGUUGUACUAUACCUGUGAUAAUUCUGUUAUUUAUAAAGUUAUGUCAAAUUA
Dreissena polymorpha is the source of this 1301-nucleotide messenger RNA. RefSeq names its product IQ domain-containing protein K-like. The transcript has 8 exons. The coding region runs from base 189 to 893 and encodes 234 amino acids. The record is from RefSeq and is a predicted model, not a curated record. Gene Ontology annotation, molecular function: protein binding. Lineage: Eukaryota; Metazoa; Mollusca; Bivalvia; Myida; Dreissenidae.